AACAGUCGGAACUAUCCAUCGCCGCCAUCAAGAAGAAAAUCGCCAGGGACAACUGGACUCAGGAACCAAGAAGUCGAAACCCGGAGUCCCGGAGACAUCUCGGAUUAAAUCAAAACACCUAAUGCCGCGAAGUAGCGUACUGACCGAUGAGCAAAACAAACUGAAUGCUCGUCUGGAUGCGCACAUAAUCUACAUAUGUCCCGAGUGUGGUAAAGCCUUUCGCACACAAGUCGAGUGGCGACAGCACUUAAAUACAAAGCACGAUUACCUCAAAAAGACUCACACUGAUUUCAAUUUCAGUCAAAUCGAUGAGCAGUUUCAUGAGUGUCAGAUUUGCCACCAAUGGGUGGAGAAUGCUCACAAGACUAUUGCUUUGCUGCAGUACCAUUAUUUCAUGCAUCUGGAUCGUCGCGAAACGUACCGAUGUGUAUACUGUCAGUUGGCUUAUCCACGGCGGCGAGCGCUCAAUGAUCAUCUAUUGUCGACGCAUUUGAAAGAGAUCGAAAACUAUGAGGCAAAGUUGAAGCAUGUGAAGCGUAGUCAGGAGGAAAAGAAGGCAGCGAAUGCGAAAAGUGUAAAGCUGCCAGGAAAGCGCAAUGAUCUGUUGCAAAAGGCACUGAUGGACAUUGAUCUGCAGGCAGAAGAUCCCGAUGAGUCUGCGUCGACAACAGUGCCCGCUGCCAAAGCCAAGCCGAAUGCUAGCGAACAGGCGCUAGAUCGCUGCUUGGAUGCUUACGAUGACAUUGUACGUAAGGAAAAGGAUAUGCAGUAUGAAGUCGAUUUAGAGGCACUGUGUCAGGAAUUCUUUGAGGAGCGCCUUGAGGACACUGAUAAGGACACAAAUCCAAUUGAUGCAAGUACCGCACCCAAUAAGGAAGUGGUGACUAUUGAAAUCGAUGCGCUAGGCGAAGAAGAAGUGCAUAAUCUCAAGAAGAAAAUGAAAACGGAGUUAGAAACACAUCCAGAAAUGAAAACGCCCCAUAAGCGUCGACGUUUGUCAACAACACCAGAGCGUGAUGUGGAUGUAGAUGUAGAGUUUUCCACCAUUGGCCUGAUGAAACUAAUCUCGUUUUUGUGUCCAAAGUGCGGCAAGGAAAUUGACUCCAUGGAUGCUUGGCGUACGCACGUGUUCAAGAAGCAUAAUUUCGAGCACUUCAUUGAGAAUAGCUUUAAGAUCAAAGAUCGACAAAGCAUUUGCCUGCAAUGCCACGAGCCGUUGCACACAACCAAACGGUCCGAACUGCAAAAGCAUUGCUUCAAACAUCUGCCAUAUCAAUCGUAUUUAAAAUGCAGCCUAUGCGAACGGACCAAGACAAGCAUGCCUAAGAUGUACAAUCACAUACGGCACAAUCAUCAGGAGGAGCUGCAAAGCAAGAACAAGACCCAGUUACUCAUCAAAUCGGAGCCGUGCACACAACGAGCAAUUAAGAAACGAGAAAGUCCGCAUUCUGAUCAAGAUGUGGACCUCUUCUGCCAAUAUUGCAGCAAGACAUUCAAAACACGUUGGCGCUUCGAGCGUCACAUAAUGCUUUGCAAGUCAGUAGUUGCACCUGCAUCUACAUCUGAAGAUGACCUAAGCGCAGAUGCAUUGCUCAAGCAUUUGCGCGAAGGACGAUUACGCAUGGAUGCAAUUGAUGGCGUAAUACCUAAUAUAUGUCUGUGAAAUCUCUCAAUCUUUCAUUUAGUAAUUGUAUACAAUAAUAGUAAUGUUAAUACACUAAUGGAAUAAAUUAUACACCAUUAAGUAAAGCGAAUCUUAAGAAACAUAUGUAUGAGUGAAAAAUAUAAAUAAACUGUAUAGUUUGUAAUACAA
Messenger RNA from Drosophila grimshawi, 1813 nucleotides. RefSeq lists its product as uncharacterized. The coding region runs from base 122 to 1663 and encodes 513 amino acids. The record is from RefSeq and is a predicted model, not a curated record. The transcript has 3 exons. Lineage: Eukaryota; Metazoa; Arthropoda; Insecta; Diptera; Drosophilidae. Gene Ontology annotation, biological process: regulation of transcription by RNA polymerase II. Gene Ontology annotation, cellular component: nucleus. Gene Ontology annotation, molecular function: DNA-binding transcription factor activity, RNA polymerase II-specific; sequence-specific DNA binding.